AAUUACAAUAUAAUACCACGGUUGAAAAUGUUAAUCGUAAAUAAAAUAUAUAACACAUUUCUUCUGUAUAAUAGCUUCACAAAUAAAUAAAACAAUUAAAUAUAACAUUUCAUAAUACAAUUAAUUCUUUAAAAAAUAAGCUUUCUAAGUAGCUAUAUUGAUUAAUAUGCUCCAGAUACAACCACAAACAUAAACUCGUAAUUCCACAGUUUCUAAAAGUUAAUGUCUUUUCGUUCAGUUCUUGGUUUGUUUUUGUCCUAUAUCCCUCCAAAAUCAGACACAUGAAUGAAACACUGACAUAGUUAAAAAUAAUAUAAUGGAUAUAAACACGUACUGAAACUGACAGAAUGUCAUGCAGGAGACACAUAAUGUGAACAUAUUUUUCAAGAAAACUCUGAACGUGCUUUUAAAGUUUCCAUUCUCCAAAUAACUUUGUCAGAAUUUGACCUAAAUUACGCAUGACCUAAUUACAUAUAUGGUUCAAAAAGAAAUUAGUUGUCAAACAAAUCCUCAGCGCCUGUAAUAAAUAUAUAAAACGUCAUCACAUAAAAUGUUUUACUUGAAGUUUUGGUAAAAUGAAGGAUUCUGUUAAAUGAGUCACAUAGAUAAUCAAUGACAAAUUUGAUUACGGAUACAAAUACAAGUCAUUUCUAAGUUAUAAAAGUUAUAACCUUUGAUGGUCUUCGCUCCGGUCUUGGUGUCCCGUCGGUCCCUCACAUUUCAGAGGUGCUGCAGGACACCGAGUUCUUUUGAGGGAAAGAGGCAGUGUUUGUUAAGACUCUUAUCUAACCAAUGAACUAAGAGCUCCCUCUAAAAAUGCACGUCCAUCAUCUAUUUCUGCCCAAUGAACGUCUUCGAAGGGCGGAGCUCAGGUGCGCGCCGCUGCGUCCACUUGGCAAAGAGCCUGGGAGACGCCUGUGGCAAAAGAGUAACUGUCAAAUGCAAGGUUCCUUUAAUAGGAGCGAUCAGUCCGGCUCCGAGAGUCAUGGCGACUACAGCAUCCAAUCAUUACAAUAUCCUCACUUCCAGCCCAUCUAUUGUACACUCGGAGCCUGGAAGCAUGCAGCAAGCUACGGCUUACAGGGACGCGCAAACCCUGUUGCAGAGUGACUACUCGCUGCAGAGCAACAGUCACCCGCUCAGCCACGCGCACCAGUGGAUAACAGCCUUGUCACACGGAGAAGGAGCUCCGUGGUCGUCCAGUCCGCUCGGCGAACAGGACAUCAAGCCAGCGGUACAGAGCAGCCGGGACGAGAUGCACAAUUCCAGCAAUUUACAGCAUCAGUCGCGACCACCCCACCUGGUACAUCAGACGCACGGGAACCAUCACGACUCAAGGGCAUGGAGAACAACGACGGCAGCUCACAUUCCCAGCAUGGCAACAUCAAACGGACAGAGCCUUAUUUACUCUCAGCCCGGGUUCAGCGUGAACGGUCUCAUCCCGGGCACCGGGCAGGGCAUACACCACCACAGCAUGCGAGACGCGCACGAGGACCACCACAGCCCACAUCUCAGCGACCACGGCCAUCCGCCGUCCCAACACCAGCACCAGGCGCACCAGGGUCACCACGACCACUCGGACGAGGAUACGCCGACCUCCGACGACUUGGAACAGUUUGCAAAACAGUUUAAACAGAGGAGGAUCAAGCUGGGUUUCACGCAGGCGGACGUUGGACUAGCUUUGGGGACCCUGUAUGGAAAUGUGUUUUCGCAGACCACAAUAUGCAGGUUCGAGGCCCUGCAACUUAGCUUCAAGAACAUGUGCAAGCUCAAACCUUUGUUAAACAAGUGGUUGGAGGAGGCAGAUUCCACAUCUGGUAGCCCCACGAGCUUGGACAAGAUAGCCGCGCAAGGGAGGAAAAGGAAAAAGAGGACUUCCAUUGAGGUAAGCGUCAAAGGGGCUUUGGAGAGCCAUUUCCUGAAGUGCCCAAAGCCAGCCGCGUCGGAAAUUACUUCGCUGGCGGACAGUCUGCAGUUGGAAAAAGAGGUAGUGAGGGUUUGGUUUUGUAACAGAAGACAGAAAGAGAAACGGAUGACUCCUCCCGGCGGACCUCUACCGGGUACCGAGGACGUAUACGGAGACACGCCGCCGCAUCACGGGGUUCAGACGCCAGUUCAGUGAAAAAUAAGGACAUGUCGUAUUGCCUAUUGACUGCCUCAGACUUAAUUUAUACGUUCACACUGCGAUCUAAACACUGGAACUAUCCAAAGCGAUAGCAGCUGCGGUUCAACACUGAGGCGCGGGAGCAGAUAUGAGAGGAUAUAAAUGCGUCUUCAAUGUUACUCAAAAUUCGUACUGCUGCAACAGAGGGGACGCGCGUUCCCCCCAGGAGCAAAGAGAACGGUUGUUCUGUGAAUACCCAGCACUGUGAAAAGACGCAGUUUUAAGGUGUAACCCUACUAUUUAACGUACACUUUGAGACGAGCGAAAUGUCCCUCAAACGUGAGCAUGGGUGUCCCAUAGCCAGUUGUUUACAUCUAGACCCAAUAGGAUACAGAAACACAUCCACUGCGUUUUCUUUAGCAGGUUCAGUCGAAAGCCCGAAAAGUGACUAGAGCUGCAGCAACAAAUACACGCCAUUUUUACUUGUAUUGUCGGCGACUGAGGGUGAACAUCGAGUCAGAAAAAAAAAACAUCAAUGUGACAUGCAUCCGCCCACGAUUAUAUUGGCAUCAGUGAAAGGCCUUUAAACAUACCAUUAUUUUUAUAUGAUUAUCGUUGUUAUUAUAGAUACAGCAUGGCUGUGUACCAGACAUACUACGAGGUGCAAGGUCACGCCAAACACAUACACAAUUGAUUCUAUAGCCUUUCCCUUAGUCUUAUCGAUACGGAUGGCUCUAAAUUGAAAAGAGAAACUGCCAGGACCCAGCUGCAGACAGAUCACCGAAGGGCUAGAGAUAGAAACCUUUCCGUCUAUCUAGUCAUAUUACCAUGAAUACAAUUGUUUCGCAGGACUCCAAACAGUGCUGUAAAUAUUGUAUAAUUUUGAAAGGACAUAGCUUCGUUAUCCUCUCACUUGAGCACUUUUUCUUAUCGUUUGGAAUUUGGAAAAGAUUUUAGCGGUUUGUUUAUUCCUCGUUUGUUUCAGAUGAUUUUGCAUUAGAGUUGGUAUAUUUGCCUUUAUAUUUAUAGUCAUUUAGCCGGAUAUUGCUUGCUAUCUCUCGCGUGAGUCAGUUGCUUUUUAACCCACAUUCAGCUGCUUUUUUAUAAAUUAUGAGCUGACUUUACUAUAUGUUUAUGUAUAGUAAACAAUGUUCAGUCUUCAACAAUGUUAGCACUAUUUUCUACCCAACAAAUUCAAUAUUAUAUAUCUCAAACAUUUGAAUGUCUUUUUUAAUUAUUUUGAAAUAGAAAUUAUUUACAUUGUAUAAUGGAGAAUGGGAAAAGCAAGUGAUGUGACCUACAAUAUUUUCGUUUAAAGGCAAAAGGUUUUCAGUGUUUCAUACGACAAAACGUCUUUAAAUUUCAUUGCCGCCAUUUAUCAAAGCAUAUCCAUUUGAAACACGAGCACUACGUUAUUAUUAUUUUUAUUAUCAUUAUUAUUAUGGUUAAAAUUUCCCCACGUUUUACCCAACAGCAGAGCUAUACAGAGUCAAUUGAUUUUUGGGGGCAUUUAAAGUUCUUCAUUGUGUUGGUCCGGGUUCGCAUAUACUGUAGGGUCACGAUGCAUUGAUUAUUUACAGAAAAUGUAAACACUGGAAGUCUGGAACUGGAAAGAUUUGUCCCGGGGCUUACUAUACGUCACUAUAUGUAAAUACAAUUCUACAAUCAGAAAUGAUACUUUUUUAUUUUUUUUUGCUUAUACUUUUAAUAUUAUUUGGGUGUAAAUCUAUUCCCAGGGACAUCUUUUGUUACGGUUCUCAUUUUUCUUCAAAAGAAAACAAAAGAAACAUUUACAUAGAUGAAUUAAUCAAACUACCAUGUAAUUCUACAAGAUCAUGGGAUGUAUUUAUUUGUCGUUUUGUUUACUCUGUCAGAAAGACUCAUUCAAACGUUGAACUGGAUAAAUUUGUGGGUAUAAUAAAAUGCGCAGAGGUUGUGAUAGAGAAUUGAUUUUUGUAGUACAUCAUGUUUAUAUUAUCCUAAAUCUGUGAAUCUAAGCUAACAUUUCAUUUUGUGGAGUGAAUAAUUUAUGCGCAUAUUAAUGUUUUGGUCAAGGUUUUUAAGCAAUGGGCAAAAGAAUCCAGAAUAAUAAUAAAAUACAAAUAUAAAUAAACACACUAAAAAUACAAUUAAUGAUUUGAUCGUCAACGCCGAAUUUGCAUAACAGGAUGUAACAAAUCCAAACCGAAAAGAUUAAAAUCCCAUUUGUUAUUAAUAAUAGCUUGAGAACUGAUGACAUACACAGAAGAUUUGAGGUAUUUUGUCGGGUUCGUCUUAGCGCCGUUCAACAAAACAACGCUGUAUUUCGUGAU
Molecule: messenger RNA, 4416 nt
Organism: Triplophysa rosa
Lineage: Eukaryota; Metazoa; Chordata; Actinopteri; Cypriniformes; Nemacheilidae
Gene: pou3f2b
Product: POU class 3 homeobox 2b
Exons: 1
Coding region: 845-2122 (425 amino acids)
Biological process (GO): brain development; regulation of transcription by RNA polymerase II
Cellular component (GO): nucleus
Molecular function (GO): RNA polymerase II cis-regulatory region sequence-specific DNA binding; DNA-binding transcription factor activity, RNA polymerase II-specific
Source: RefSeq, a predicted model, not a curated record